Messenger RNA from Solanum verrucosum, 1764 nucleotides. RefSeq lists its product as uncharacterized. The transcript has 10 exons. Lineage: Eukaryota; Viridiplantae; Streptophyta; Magnoliopsida; Solanales; Solanaceae. The coding region runs from base 112 to 1416 and encodes 434 amino acids. Gene Ontology annotation, cellular component: nucleus; cytosol; tRNA methyltransferase complex. Gene Ontology annotation, molecular function: protein binding; tRNA (guanine(46)-N7)-methyltransferase activity. The record is from RefSeq and is a predicted model, not a curated record. Gene Ontology annotation, biological process: RNA (guanine-N7)-methylation.
AUGGGCCGUCCAAAAAUAACGGACUUAACCGAAUACUAUCCGCUGCUAAAUCUGUAGAACCUUAAACCCUAGCGAAGAAGAAAGACGAAGGUUUUACUCUACUCAACAACAAUGGAGGAAACUAACAUGGACGAUUGUGAACACAACCGUGAAUCUGAGGUUGCUCCGGCGUUAAUUGCAGUUCACCCAACUCAGAAAUCCGUCGCCGUUGCCGUCGGCUCGAAUCUCCGCGUCUUUAACCUUCAAGAAGGUUGUUCGGUUUCAUUGGUGGAUGAUUCAGGAGUGCACAUGCAUAAGGAUUCAAUUAGAGCAAUUCGAUAUGGUGCUGAAGGAAAGCUGUUUGUAUCUGCUGGCGAUGACAAACUUGUUAAGAUUUGGGUUACUGAUUCUUGGCGGUGCAUAAGUUCGGUGUCAUCCGAGAAGAGAGUUACUGCUGUUGCCAUCAGUAAUGAUGGGCGUUUUGUAUCCUUCGCGGAUAAAUUUGGUGUAAUUUAUGCAGUUGAAAUAGAAGGUUCUCAUGAAAAUCAAAGUCUGCCCAAUAAGAAGGCAGUCCCAAUUCUCGCCCACUACUGCAGCAUCAUUACUAGUCUGGAGUUUUCACCUGAUGGACGAUACAUUAUUAGUGCCGAUCGGGACUUCAAAAUCCGAGUCUCUGUCUUCCCGGAAAAGCCAUCAGAUGGGGCUCAUGAGAUUCAAUGUUUUUGCCUUGGCCAUUCAGAGUUUGUUUCGUGCCUUGCCUUUAUCUGCAGCCAGGAUUCCCAGCAGUGGUAUUUGCUUUCGGGAGGUGGUGAUUCAACUGUACGCUUGUGGGACUUCACUUGUGGUUCUCUUCUUGAUACCUGUCAUGUUGGAGAGACAGGACUAUUACAGUCAAAAGAAGGAAUAGAUGACAGGUUGCUGGCUGUCACUGAUCUCUGUGCCACUCCUGGUGGAUCACUAAUCGCGGUGGCUAUUCAGAGCUUGGCAGGUGUCAUGCUUUUGAGUUGCAACCUUUCAGCUAAAUCUCUCCAUGUUGCAAGAGUGGUUCCAAUUCCUGGGGAGACUUUUAUUCCCACAAGCUUAGCAGCCGCCUCUUCAUCGAAUCAAUUGUGGAUGGUCAUGGGUGCAUCGACUCUAUGUACUUCCCAUUCAGCACCUUUGGCUCGUGUGAAGGUUCUUGAUGGUUUCUGCGAGAGCAACCAGGACUCUGUUGAGCAGGAGGCUUGUGUCUUAGAAGAUAAAGAUUUACCAGGUAGUGAACAACUCCUUCAAACGCUGCAGGGGAGUUCGGUCAUUGAGAAAGAUGCACUAUCCGCAGCUGCAGAAGCAGUGAAAAGAGCAAUGUGUAAUCUAUUAAUCAAGAAGCAGUACCCUUCUGAAAAUCGAGAGUUUAGAAAGAGAGGGAGGAACGACAAGAGAGUAGAUAAGAAAAAAUGAGAGCGGUGGACAAAGUUACCUGGUAUCUAUGCUGGUGGGAGGUUAUCAAAGUUUUUAUAGACCGAGUUGAUUUUGCUGCCAGCAGUGAGCAAGGUAGUGGCCUUCCAGCUCAAACUCGUAAACAGUUCCAAUGAUGAAAGAAAUCGAAUUUUGCCUUGCUGUGAAGUAGUUUUUUUCUGCUUUUAAUCACAAUUUGUGAUAUGAUAUGAUAUUGACUACAUUGUUUACAAAUUGUUCACCCUCAUUGUAACUUUUUUUAAUUAUUUAGCUUGCAUUGUACUGUACUGUAGCUAAUUUUGCUGCUUUUGAUAUUACCAUAAUUUAAAAGCCUUCAUCUCAUUUGUUCAA